AAUAAAUCAAACUUGUAUUAAUUGAUGAAAGAGUCUCUAAUCAAAGUUUAACAUUCGUUCAACUGUAAUGAUUAAUUUAUUUAAUAAAAUUAAUUAAUGGACGAUUUAAAAAUUGUAUAUUUUACAACAUUUUCAGUGUGUUCAACAUUUGAAAAGAUUGAAAACGCGUUCAAGUAAACUUCAGUACCAUUCAACUAUUCAAGAUAACCAAUAUCAACUAUCAUACGAAAUGCUUAAUUCAAUGCAAGAUCUAGGUUCAAUCUCCUUAACUUUAAGUAAUAAUAAUAAUAAUAAUAAUAAUAAUAAUAAUAAUAAUAAUAAUAAUGCUAUUAACUGUUCACAACUUCCUCAACGAAAAAACAUUCUUUCAUAUAGAGAUUAUUUAGCCUUACCAAUUGAAAUACGUUAUCCAUACAAUUACGUCAGUGAUUUAUUUGAAGAUGCUCAUCCUGAAAAUGCUGACAGCAAUCGGAAUACUAAUAAUUAUGAAGAGUAA
This is a messenger RNA of Schistosoma margrebowiei, 496 nucleotides long. NCBI's taxonomy places the organism in Eukaryota, Metazoa, Platyhelminthes, Trematoda, Strigeidida, Schistosomatidae. The record is from the annotation of a GenBank genome assembly.